This is a messenger RNA of Staurois parvus, 370 nucleotides long. Lineage: Eukaryota; Metazoa; Chordata; Amphibia; Anura; Ranidae. The record is from the annotation of a GenBank genome assembly.
GAUCAAUGGAAAGAGCCAAAGAUGUCGGCUCUGUCAUGUGAUCAGCUGUGUCCAAUCACAGCUGAUCACAUGGCACUGAUGAUCAGUGUGCCCUGAUGAUCAGGGUAGCCUCAUCAAUGCCAGCUGACAGUGCCCAUCAAUGCCACCUGCUGUGCCCAUCAGUGUCACAUCAAUGCCACAUAUCAGUGCCUACCAGUGCACAUCAAUGCCACAUAUCAGUGCCCAUCUGAGCUGCCUUUCAAUGCCACCUAUCAGUGCCACCUAUCAAUGCCAGUCAGUGCCGCCUAUCAGUGCCAUAUAUGAGUGCUGCCGUUCAGUGCCCAUCAGUGAUGCCUGUCAAUCCCAUCAGUGCCACCUACCAGUGCCUCCU